This is a messenger RNA of Oikopleura dioica, 903 nucleotides long. The record is from the annotation of a GenBank genome assembly. NCBI's taxonomy places the organism in Eukaryota, Metazoa, Chordata, Appendicularia, Copelata, Oikopleuridae.
AUGUCGGAUACAGUUCCUGGAUUUGUUUGUGGCGUGGCCGGUGGAUUUGGCGGUGCGGUCGGUGCAAUACUUACAAACCCCCUUGAGGUUGUUAAAACGCGACUUCAAUCGUCUGAUCAAUCAAAAAACACUGUAAAAACUCUUGAUGGAAAACGAAGAGAUUUCCUGAUCAAAAACCUACUCAAGAUAACAAAAGACGAAGGCGUCAAAGCUCUGUAUAAAGGACUUCCAGUGACGUUGAUAGGGACCAUUCCAGCUCGAUUCAUCUAUUUCGGUGCAUAUAACACGACUAAAUCUUCUUUUGGAACAAAUGAAAAACAUGUACACAUGCUCUCAGCCAUGUCAGCUUCUGUUUCUCAAAUAAUUGGAACAUCGCCUUUUUGGGUGGUACGAACAAAACAGCAGCUUCACAGAUCACAAUCCCGCGCAGCAUACACAGUCGCACAGUGUAUACGCGACAUCUACAAACAAAACGGACCUCUUGGAUUCUGGCGUGGCUCCUCGGCCUCAUUCUUCGGCAUGUCCGAAACUGUUUGCUUCUUUCUACUGUAUGAAUCAUGCAAGAAGAAGUUCAUUAAUCAUGGCGACGGCGCUGACUCUCAUUUGACCUCGCUCGAUGGGAGGAAAAUCUUUAAAUUAUUCACAUGCACGGCGAUUUGUAAAAUGAUCGCUUCGAGCUUGUUUUAUCCCCACGAAGUAGUGCGAACGAGAUUGAGAGAAGAAACGAGUAAAACAAGAUACAGGGGAUUUUUUCAAACGCUCGGGCAAGUGUAUAAAGAGGAGGGUCUCUCCGGCUGGUACUCUGGCAUGCGCGUUCAUUUACUUCGACAAGUUCCUAAUUCUGCAAUUGUGUUGUGCGUCGUGGAAAGCACAAUCUUCUUGUACAAAAAAUAUAUUCUCUGA